Molecule: messenger RNA, 1419 nt
Organism: Rhizophagus irregularis DAOM 181602=DAOM 197198
Lineage: Eukaryota; Fungi; Glomeromycota; Glomeromycetes; Glomerales; Glomeraceae
Source: RefSeq, a predicted model, not a curated record
AUGUCGAAAUUAAAUAGAGACAUUAUUUAUCUGAUAUUACAAGAAUUACAAGAUGAUAAAAAAUCACUUUAUUCAUGUCUUUCAGUUAAUAAAACUUGGUGUGAAAUGAUUAUUCCAAUUUUAUGGAAUAAUCCUUGGAAAUAUUUAAAUUUAAAGAUUGAAAAUUAUAAAUUAUUAUUUAACGUAAUUAUUUCAUAUUUACCGAAUAAUUUUAGAAAUAUUUUAAAUCAAAAAUUCAAUUUUUUAAAAGAUUCAUAUCAAAAACCUUUAUUUAAUUACAUUAAUUUUUGUAGACAUUUAAAUUUAAAUGAAAUUUAUAAAGUAUUAUAUUCAUUAUUUGAAGGUUAUGAAAUUUCAACUAUUAAAAAUGAAAUUUUAAAUCUUUUUAUUAAUGAAAAUACUAAAUUUACUCAUCUUUAUAUUCCUUAUCAAUUUGAUUAUCAAAUAAAUCUUAUUCCUGGAUCAGAAAAAUGUUUUUCAGAACUAAAAUAUCUUAGUUGUAAUGUCAAUAUAAGUGAUAAUGUUUUAACUGGAUUGGUGGAAAUUUGUAAAUCUAUUAAGGAAUUGGAACUUUUUAUUGAAAUUCAAAAUAACAAUUAUGGAAUUGUUAAAUUAAUUGAAACACCUAAAAAAUUAAUAGACGUUCGUUUAUUAUUUGGGGCUUGUUCAGAAAAACAUAGUCCACUUUAUGAAAUUCUCGAAAAAUCUUUGAUUAAACAUGCAAAUCACAUACAACAUUUUAAGAUAACCAAACAACCUAGUACAACAAUUCUUUCAUCUUUUGUAAAUUUAAAAAGUUUAGAAUUAUUUGAUGAUAUAUCAUGGGAAUAUUUAGAUGAUUUAUCCUUCCCUUUAUUACAAAAUUUAAAAGCUCGAAGUGUUCCAAUUAAAUUUUUAACAAAUAUAAUUGGAAAUACAAUUGGAAAUCUUAGUGAAAUAAAAAUUGAUCAUAUAAGUCAUAAUGAGAUUGGUAAUAAAAUGAUUAUUCAAGCUAUUUAUAAAAAUUGUCCAAAUCUUAAAUAUCUUAAAUUAUUAUUUAAAAAUAGUAAUAUUUUAGAAUUAGAAAAAUUAUUAAUCAAAUGUCAAUAUUUAUGUGGUUUAUUUAUUAUUUUUGAAGAUGUUUGGGAUGCUAAUGUUACGGUUGAUUAUGAUCAUGUAUUUGAAAUUUUAGCCAAAUCAUCCCCAAUUAGUUUAUUUAAAUUUAAAUUUCAUUAUAAUAUUGAACCUAAAUUGGAAUCUUUUAAAUUAUUAUUUGAUAAUUGGAAAGAUAGACAUCCCAUAUUAUUACAAACUGUUCAAUAUCGAAGAUAUGGAAAUAGUCAUUUUGAUUUAAUAGAAAGUUAUAAAGCAAAAGGUAUAGUUGAAAAAUAUGAAAAUGUUUUGAGUGAAGAUAUUUUUGAAGUAUUUAAAUGGGUUUAA